Messenger RNA from Schistosoma spindalis, 6316 nucleotides. The record is from the annotation of a GenBank genome assembly. Lineage: Eukaryota; Metazoa; Platyhelminthes; Trematoda; Strigeidida; Schistosomatidae.
AGUCAAGUUGCGGCGGGAAAUAAAAGUGUUUACGUGUCUUUGAAAGUUAGUUUUGUGUGACUGUAUGCAACCACACAAAGCAUCUGUGUUAGUUUUAUCCUUUCAGCAAAUAAACGCAAAACCCUCUUAAAGAGAUAUGUGUGACUAAAUUGCAAACUUAGGCCUAGUUAUUAAUAUUUUAAGAUUUGUUCUCUUGGCAGCUAAAUGGCAUCGCCUCUGCCUCCAGUCGAUACUGAACAGCAGAACAUUAUCGAUAAAUUGGCCGAAUUUGUGGCCAGAAAUGGGCCAGAAUUCGAAGCACUAACAAGUGAAAAACAGAGGGACAACCCAAAGUUCGCAUUUCUCCGAGGUGGCCAGUUCCAUGAAUAUUAUAUGUAUAGAGUAAACGAAGCUCGUAAAAUUUGGCAGCAGCAGUAUUCAACGAAAAAUAAAUCGCAUCAGGUUGGAGUAAUACUUUUUGAUAAUUUUAUGCCAGGGUUUAUAUGGUUUGUAAUACAUAUACGUAGUCAAGUGGGUUGUUUUGUAUGCGGUAGACUUGUCAUUUUCACGAAAAUAUUUGUUAGAGGAUUAGGCUUAAACAUUUGCUUUUUCAGCCGAGAUUAUAUUCCUUGGACGUGCACGUAACUGAUAGUCCAGGGUCGACUUUCUGUACUGAAACUAAGUAGUUGUGGUUAUAUAGCAUAUCCAAAAAGACCAUUGAACCCAACUUCUGGUUUUUAUUUUCACAACUAAUCCCAAAGCAUCAAGUCUGCAGAAUGGCUCAUAAUAUUUACUUGGUUGUUUGCUGUUAGUGUGCAUAUUCAAGAAUAACUGGACAAGAACAUUAGAUAGAUUAAGUUACCAAUCAAAUUAACGUUACUAAGUAAACAAAUGUGUAUUCGUUAGUGUGAAAGAGGUUAAAAUCGUUGUAUGUUUAUACAGUAACUACUGCGAAUCACACUUUUUGGAACUGAAGGCCAAUUCGUGUCCCAAGGCACGUUCACUCCCUGGUUACAUUUUUAUUAGACUCCAAACUUUACAUUCACUAAAAAGUAAAUAAAUAGAAGCCACGUAAGUCCACAUACAAAAAGUAUGAUAAGGGAGAUUUAGGGGCGAGAUGCCCAUGUGAUAAUUGUUUCUACUUUAAUAAAUGGAUGAAUAAAUUAAAAAUGAUAGGACAAUCAACCGCAUUGAUGGGUUGCUCAUUACUUAUACCCAAGUGAGGAGUAAGUUCAUCUCUAUGAUUGCGUUUAAUCGUGGGCCACAUUACUUAAAGUCCUUGUAUAUGACCCAAGUUUAAGCACUAGAGUUUCAAGAUUUCUGUCACCGGCUUCAACCCUACUCUGCCUAGUUUCGUUUUAACGUUAGUAAUAUAUCUGAUCUCUAUAGAACGUAUCUAAAAACUGUGCAGUUAAGUCCGGGUUUGUCUUUGGAGUUCCAAUGUGUUGUUUAGUUUAAUCUGAAUUUUUCGACCGUUGAUUUUUCACAAACACCGACAGAGAUUAUAGGCCCGUAAUACAGCUGAGAUAAAUCGGUACUUUCACUCAAUCAAUAACCUUAUAUUUUUGUCGGUUUGGUAGAGUAUACUCAUCUGUCUUCAAGUUAGACUUUUCUCUCUUGACUAGUAAUUUAAAACUUUUUCCAGAAAUCGCACGACUACUAUGAUUGUCGUAGGUCAUCCUCAACGAUAUUAAGGCUUGAUUGUUAUGCCCUAUUCUUGCCGUCAUAGAAGAAAGACGGCAUGGUACUAAUUGCUACGUGGCAAGUAGUUCUUACAAACCAGCUGGUCGUCUGUAAACGAGUCGUAGUUCAGACUGCUAAAUAGUAAAAUUUCUGACAGCGAUAUUGAGUAGUAUAUUGAAGUGUUCAACAGCAUUCUUUUUAAGAUAAAUAUCGGUUGUGGAAAGCUGUCAAAUAAAUUUCUAGCUAUAUCCUUAUUCAAUUUAACGGUUCAUAUAAACUCAUAUGUAGUCAGAUAGACACCAGUGUUUAAUUCCCUAUAAAGUACCUUACAACAGUUUAUAAAAAAGCAACAGAUAGUAAUAGUGAAUAGCGAUUAUAUUGGUUGAAGGGUAAAUAAAUUACAACAAGAAAUUCAGCAGUCUUGUACUUCGUGUCUUUACAGUUACUGACAAAUAAAAGCUAAAUAACCACGGUUUAAUGAAGUAAAACUUAUGUUACAUGAUCUAAAUAACUUUUUUCUGAAGAGGUAGCUUACGCUAAGUUGCGAGGCGUUAAAAAUUUGAUUUUAUACUCAAGAUGUUACACGUAUAUUUACAAUUUCACUAAUAACAAUCCAUUCGAUUCCCAGUUUAUUCGAUAAUAAUACCUGCGAAUGUAUUUUUAGUUUUGAAGUCUGUAUGAAAGUGUAUUUCGAUUGUCUCUUGGCUAUUGUAUGAGUGAAUAUUCGCAUUUAUUAAUUAAAUUCGCACAUCCUUCCUGAAUGUCUUUUGUAUACUUUGUUUGUUUCCUUCAUCAGCGAUAUUUGUACUUUCUGGUCUACUGCCGAUACCUUUCAGCUACUAGAUGAUUUUGCUUCAUUUGUCAAAUUAAUCAAAUUUUCUUUUUCCUUCAAUGUAUAUGGAUAGAAAACCAAUAACCUUGAAGCGUGUGUCCUUAAAAACUUUAACUAAUUAUAUACCACGUUUAUUAACAGUCUGAUGUUAUAAAUGCAUGUAUUCGUCGGUAGGGGUGGGUGGUCAUGUGUAAUAAUGGCUCCACAAAGAUCUGUUGGUAUUUAGUUCUGAUUGAUUACAAUGUCUGUCGUUGUUAGUUUGGCUCAACGGCCUAUUCUAUCUUUCUGUUAAGAUUCUCAAUUCCAGAUCCAACUGGGUCAAUAUGAAUGAACAAUGGGAUCAGUACGGUGGAAAUCCAGAUCAUUGGCAACGUUAUAGUUCCGCGCCACCAGGGCACUGUGGAUGGGGUGGUCCAGAUCCAUCAUGGUAUCCAAAGCCACAAUGGCCACAUUUUCAACAGGGUGUUCGAAUGCAUGGCAGUCAACCUGAAUAUCCAUACCAUCCUCCUUCGGAAGCGGUAGAUUCUUAUCGUCAUGGAAAUUAUAAUAAUCAUCCUCCAUAUGGUUACCCUGGACACCAUGGAGCAUUCCCGAUUCAGCAGUUUUCGUUUGGACCUGAGACUUAUCGCGCACCGAGACCUCACUAUGAUUACCAAGUUUCUGGUGGUUCUGAACUAGGAGAAGCCGAUAUCGAACAAAGUGAGAAAAAUUUGGCUGCUCAGCAUGAGUCGUUGCUUGCUCGUCAAAACGUUGAAAUUCUCGAGCUCUUAGACAAAAAGAGAGAGGAAAAUGUUAGGAAAACUGGAGAGCAAUUGAAUAUGUCUUGGGAACAGAUGAACGAAAUGAUCCAACCACUCAUUGAAGCCUGUACAAAAGAAAAUAUAUCUAAAGGAAAAUCUUGGGUUGUUGACAAAAUGUCUGAGUCACCUGAGCUAACUAAGCUAAUGUCUGAUUAUCUAAUAACGCGUGCAAGUGCUAUUGGUGUUACAUUCGAUUUAAGGCUCCACUUGGUAUACCUGUUAAACGACCUACUUCAUCAUUCUAAACGUCGUGGUGCUCCUGUUCAUCUGCAAGAAGCUUUACACGAAACAGUGCCGGUAAUUUUCUGCCUAGCGACCGAGAUUGCAGAUGAUGAACAAAGAGCCAAAAUUAAUCGUGUUUUAAGCUUGUGGGAAACCAACUCUUAUUUGCCAGUCGAAGUUUUGGUUAAGAUGCGACCUCCAGAAUCAGGUAAAUUCUUAGCGGAAUGGAAAGAAAGUCAGUCAAAGCCGUUUGAAAGUGAAAUAGACAAAAUAAAAGCAAAUAUUAUGAAUCAGUACACUAGUCUUGAGCGACAACAUCAAGAGUUUGCAGAUCAUGUACUACGACAGUUAGCUUCAUCACAUUCCGAUAAGUCUGAUGAAGCAUCUAUCUCUGAUAAUCAUCAUUCCCAAUAUGGAUCAUCUCAUCAUCCUAUGCAGAAUGUUGAUCCAAACUUUACGUACUGGGGUCCACCACCACAGACUACUGGAGGAUUCGAUAUGCUUCCACAGGACAUGAUGAGCGGGUCAGAUCCAAGAGAUAUGCAACGUCGAAUGCCUGGUUAUCCCCCACCUUCACAAAUUUCAGGGUAUACAGGACCUGGUGUUGGUGGAGCAAGUUAUCCUCCUCAAAUGGGUUGGCCACCUGGGCAACAUGAUUCUGCAAAAUGGAAUCAAUCUGUGCCGAACUACAACUCUCAACCUGGACAUAAAAACUUUGGUGGUCAUGAGUUAAGCAGCAAUGUAUAUAUUGAAGGUGAAGAACCAGAAGAUGAACAAUCUGUGUAUCCUAAUUCGUCUUAUGAAUGCGGAUCUUAUGGAGGUUAUUAUAAUAAUAACAAUAACGAUUACCGACAGUAUGAAGAUUCUUCUCAUGGUGUUCGAAAUACACGAGACAAUCAAAGUAAUCGUGAUGAGAAACCUCGAACAUUCCGUGGUAGUCGUCCUUCAAGAUUUUCUUCGGCUCCAUCUCAUCCUGAGACAGGUAAUGAAAAGAAAAUUGAUCGCAGCGAUACUGGAAAAAAUACUGUCAGUAUGGAACAGCAACACAUAACACCUAAGAUUGAUCUAGAAAUGCCAAAAAAUUCAGAAAAUUCCAUGAUACCGGUUGUUGAAUCUUAUGACAUAAAUCAAAAAUUCCCCGCUUGGCAAUUACCUGCAGGAUUAGUGCAUCCAUUGAUUCGAUUAAAAGAUUUUGAUUUUACACCACUAAACGAAAGCAAUUUGCAAUUAUUACCUCCAACUACACCGUCUGAACGUUUGCUUAUGGCAUUGGAGAAUUUCUACAUGCCACCCACCCCAGAUAAACCACGUGACGGCGAAGGUUGGGAACAUAUGGCUCUUCAUGAAUUUUAUACGAAAAAAGAACGCGCUCGUCCUUCUGAGCAUAAAGAAAACGAUAGAGACAACACAUCCACCAGUAAAGCAAAGUCGAAUCGACGCCGUCAACAUAGUGGAGGUAGUUAUGCAAGUAGUCAUUCGGAAUAUGAUUUCACAAAUGAAUUAGUUCCAGACCUUCAACAUGACAUAGUGGUUGACGUUGAAAAACCAUUUUCACGCGAUAAUUCAGAUAAGGAAGGUCCCCUUGGACCAUCACAAUUAGCAUAUAUAACAUCUUAUCCCAAACUUGCAGUAGGUCAACCUCUUCGAACUGGCCUUGAAGCAUUGACAUUGGCCCCUCCUCCUAUGCAAUGUAUGCAAGGGCAGCUGACACAUAAUUAUAGUGCUUAUAAAACAGCUGGUAUUCAACCGGGUAUUCCCAUACCUGUCCCUCCGUUACCAGGUUUACUAGGCGCCAUUCCACCUGGACCAAGUGGAUUCCCUAAUACAAGCUUUCUACAAUUUCCUCCUCCGGUCAAUCAGCCACCACCAACCCUUCCACUGCCUCAAGGUUUGAUCCAAAGACCCCCACCAGGAUUUUCUGUUGACCGUUUUGAAUCUCGUGGAUCGCGAUCUCGUUCUAGAUCUGAUUCACGUUCAAAGUCUCAUUCUCAUUCCGCGGAUUCACGUUCUCGUGACUUUCGUUCUCGUUCACGAUCACAAUCUGGAUCUCAUAGUUCUCAGAGUAGAUCGCGGUCACGCUCUGAUUCUCGUGAUUCUCGUUCCAAAUCUGUAUCACCUAAUAAUGAUGAUGAAACGGGUAGCAACCAGUCACGUGGUCUUUCAAGAGAUCGAAGACGUAACAGAUCACGUUCACGAAGUUCAGGUUCACCGUUUGCUCGAUUCACUUCAGCGCCUGGACCUGGUGGUUUAGGAGCAGCCAGUGGAGGCGGUAGCGGUGGGAAUAUAAAUGCUGCUCGUGCUGCUGCAAUAGCAGCUGCGGUUUCCAUAGCUAAUUCAAUUAACGCACAAUCUGGCUGGUCGAAUAACAAUGUUAGUAAUAGUAACAAUACUAACAAUAAUAUACCCACUAACGCAUUUAACAACCAAGGCUUUAGCGGGCCUGGUCUUUUACCAGGUGGUCCGUACGCAGAUACCAAUAGAAUAACCUACUAUGGCGGCGGAUUUCAGCCUAACCAGGGACAACACAAUCGUGGCGGUGGUGUUGGCGGAGGCGGUUCACGUGGUGGUUACAAUCCCAAUAAUUUACCAGGGCGAGGAGGCAGUAAUAUGCGAUACCAUGGGUCGGACGAUCGCUUUUAUCCACCUCCACGCGAUCACCAACGUCGAUAAAAAUGCUUUACUUGUUCAUGAGAUAUUUUCGAAUUAUACUCUUUGACUUUUGCAUUGUUUCUAUUAAUGAAUAUCAUUCAUGUGACUGUAAAUUUAAACAAUUUAAAUACAACUAUGUAUUGUUUGUUAU